AUGUGGAAAGUGUUUCACAGAGUAAAUAAGCCAGUCCUUGAGGUUGACCCGUAUGUGAAACAAGCUGGAGGUUCUUGCUGCCCGUAUUGUCAACCUGUGAUAAGCUCACAUGAAGUGCAAGUCAAGCUUGGAAAAGCAGAUCAUACAGAAUGUUUAAGUAAUGAUUGGUUCCUUUUUUUCUAUAAAUGCAUAAGACUAUUAUUAUUAUUAUCAUUAUUAUUAGGAGCGUUGGGAGCACCAUUUUUGUUGGAGGACCCCGCAAACCAGUUCCUACAUCUCAAAAGACACAUAUAUUUGCAGGAUUACUGGGACCCAGAUGGCAAUCCAAAUAUGUGGGGAAACAUGCUGGCUGAUAAGGCUCAUGAAACAUGGACUGCUUUGAAAACAAUAGCACAAUAUUAUCUGAAUGUGAAUACCUUCACUUUUGACAUGUCCACUUCCCAGUAAAUGUGCUUUGAUGGUUAAACCAGGAGAGAAAAAAACGAUGGGAGUCAACAUGGCAAUGCAACCAAACUGUGGGCUUUGGAGACAUGGAGGCAAAUCUCUGCCACUUACAAGAUUACUUAAUAUGUCUGUCUCAUGGAACUGUUGAAAGGAGUAAAUAUAA
This is a messenger RNA of Lynx canadensis (Canada lynx), 607 nucleotides long. It is a transcript of the gene CC2H3orf85, whose product is annotated as chromosome C2 C3orf85 homolog. Bases 1 to 447 code for a protein of 148 amino acids. The transcript has 4 exons. The record is from RefSeq and is a predicted model, not a curated record. NCBI's taxonomy places the organism in Eukaryota, Metazoa, Chordata, Mammalia, Carnivora, Felidae.